Molecule: messenger RNA, 1501 nt
Organism: Andrographis paniculata
Lineage: Eukaryota; Viridiplantae; Streptophyta; Magnoliopsida; Lamiales; Acanthaceae
Product: UPF0496 protein At1g20180-like
Exons: 2
Coding region: 212-1399 (395 amino acids)
Source: RefSeq, a predicted model, not a curated record
UACAAACCUCUAACUGCAUGCCCUUUUAAUUAGCUACGCGUUCUAUCAUUGGCCCAUUGCAUAGAUAAAUACAUACAUACAUACAUAUAUAUAUAUACACACACACACACAUUGACUGAUUGUCUUUGUACUAAUUGGGCAAACUAAGCACUGCUGUACUUCUUGUUUUAUUCUUACUUACAUCCAUAAGUACAUUUUACACACAUUCAAGAUGUGGGCAUCUUUCAGAAAAUCAACCAAGAAAGAAGAUAAUAUGCAGCAACCAUGUUGUCCGAGCCACGAGGGCACCACUGUCAACGACGAAUAUCUUUCUGCAAUCAGGACAAAGUCCUUCGCCGAUUUCUUCUUCAAAGUUCAGGUCAUGGUUAAAAACCCUCCUUCUUCAUCUUCAUCAAAAACAAAACAUUCGAGAAAAGUGUCGGCAGAAAACCUUCUCCUAAACCCGGCCCAAGAAACCGUCGCGUCGCUGCUCGAAUCGUCGCCAGUUUUCAACAGAAAAUAUUCCGACAACAUCGAUCUCAAAUCACUCCUCGCCAAUUACUUCGACAUCAGCGCGCAGGCCUCCAAUUUCUGCAGCCGAUUGCUCAACACCCUCACCGGAAUCCAAUCCGACUACACUCUCAUCCAUCAGCUCAUCGCCGCCGCCGAUCAGAGAGGCGGCGCCCUCGCGGAGAUUCAGUCCCGCGUGAUCCUCAACAACCCUUCAUUCUCCAAUCAAGAAUUUAAUCGAAUCCGAGAAAACCACUCCUCAAUUCUGCAGAAUCUUAGGUGGAAGAGGAAAAGGAUCGGCCGGAAAAUUAAGCUGAUAAAAUUCUUCAAAAAGGCCUCCGGCGUGUGCAUCGCAGCCGCCUGCGGCGUUCUGGCGGCGGCGGCUGUCUUCCUCGCUAUUCACACUCUUACAGCCCUGGUAGUGGGUCCCGCACUCCUCGUCAUCCCCAUAGCUCCAUUGAAGAGAAAAGUUUCUAAACGUCUUCGAAUUUCGUCGAAAUAUGGAUUCCUGAGGAAAGUAGUUAAGCAGCUGGACGUGGCGGCGAAGGGGGCGUACAUUUUGAACAGAGAUUUCGACAUGAUGGGUCGAUUGGUGAGCCGUCUACAGGACGAGGUCGAGCAUAAUAAGGCAUUGAUUAGGUUUUGUUUGUCGAGGUCGAGAUCGAGAUCGUCGUCAAUGGUGUUGCAUGAUCAGGAGGAGAAUUCUAGGGUUUGCUGCACGCAGCAGAUGUUGAAGGAGAUGAACAAAUGCGAAUUAGGGUUGAGGAAACAAGUGGAGGAGCUUGAAGAACAUGUUUAUCUGUGCCUUGUUACCAUCAAUCGAGCUAGGGCUCUUGUCGUCCAAGAAAUUUGUAAGGACGACGACGACGACGAUCAUGGUCGUUCUUUUCCGUGUCCAUCUCAGAAUUAAUUAAUUAAUUAAUCCGAUGUACUUAGUUACACUUGUUUGUCCCAUUCGUUUGUUAAUACAUACAUCAUUCCAACAUUAUUGAUCAUUUGAUCAUAUUUAUAG